Diceros bicornis minor is the source of this 246-nucleotide messenger RNA. RefSeq names its product cortexin 2 (gene CTXN2). The transcript has a single exon. The coding region runs from base 1 to 246 and encodes 81 amino acids. The record is from RefSeq and is a predicted model, not a curated record. NCBI's taxonomy places the organism in Eukaryota, Metazoa, Chordata, Mammalia, Perissodactyla, Rhinocerotidae.
AUGAGUAGUACCUACUGUGGCAACUCCUCAGCUAAGAUGAGUGUCAACGAAGUAUCAGCUUUUUCAUUGACUCUGGAGCAAAAAACUGGCUUUGCUUUUGUUGGGAUUUUGUGUAUCUUCUUGGGACUGCUUAUUAUCAGAUGCUUCAAAAUCCUCUUGGACCCGUAUAGUAGCAUGCCUUCCUCUACAUGGGAAGACGAAGUUGAAGAGUUUGAUAAAGGGACAUUUGAAUAUGCACUUGCGUGA